AUGGAUGAACCAGUUCCACCCGCCGUUGCCAACAAUAUGGCAGCAGUCGCUGCCUCUGCAGCUAAACCAAAAGCUCAACUUGAGAUCCAAGACCUCAAGACUCUCGAUGUAACAACACUCACACCAACCUCAAAGAAUGUCAUCUCCAGACAAGCCACAAUCAACAUCGGUACAAUCGGUCAUGUAGCACAUGGUAAGAGUACUGUAGUUAAAGCUAUCUCUGACGUUCUUACUGUUCGUUGGUCAACAGAAUUCAAGCGUAACAUUACAAUUAAACUUGGUUAUGCCAAUGCAAAGAUUUACAAGUGCGAGAAUCCAGAAUGUCACAGACCAGGAUGUUACAAGUCAUACAGAAGUAGCACAGACGAUAGCCCACUUUGCGAACGUCCAGGAUGCGGUGGUAGAAUGAAACUUCUUCGUCAUGUAUCUUUUGUAGAUUGUCCAGGUCAUGAUGUGCUUAUGGCAACUAUGCUUAACGGUGCAGCAGUUAUGGAUGCUGCUAUGCUUUUGAUUGCCGGUAAUGAAUCAUGUCCACAACCACAGACAGCAGAACACAUUGCCGCCAUUGAAAUUAUGAAUCUUCGUAACAUUAUCAUUUUGCAAAAUAAGAUCGAUCUUGUGAAGGAGGCCGCUGCCAAGGAGCAAUACGGUCAAAUCUUAAAGUUUAUUCAAGGUACCGUCGCCGAGGGUGCACCAAUCAUCCCAAUCUCUGCCCAAAUGAAAUAUAAUAUCGAUGUAAUUUGUGAAUAUAUUGUCAAGAAGAUCCCAAUCCCAGUGAGAGACUUCACCUCUGAGCCACGUCUGAUUGUUAUUCGUUCGUUCGACGUCAACAAGCCAGGUGCCAAGGUCGACGAACUCAAGGGUGGUGUCGCUGGUGGUUCCAUCAUUAAGGGUGUCCUCAGAGUCGGUGACGAAAUCGAAGUUCGUCCGGGUGUCAUCACCAAGGAUCUCGAUGGUCGCAUGCGUUGCUCACCACUUUUCUCCAGAAUCAUUUCACUAUACGCCGAAGAGAACGACUUGCAAUACGCCGUGCCAGGUGGUUUGAUCGGUGUCGGUACCAAGAUCGAUCCAUCGUUGUGUCGUGCCGAUCGUUUGGUCGGUCAAGUUUUGGGUUCGGUCGGUAAGCUCCCAGAAAUCUUUAUCAGUUUGGAAGUCAACUUCUUCUUGUUGCGUCGUUUGCUUGGUGUCAAGUCAGAGUCUGGUGAGAAACAAUCGAAAGUACGUAAGUUGCUCAAAGACGAUACACUCAUGGUCAACAUUGGUUCAACCUCGACUGGUUGUCGUGUCACCGCCGUCAAGCACGAUUUGGCCAAACUUGCACUCCUCUCUCCAGUUUGCACACAAGAAGGUGAAAAGAUUGCUUUGAGUAGACGUGUCGAUAAGAAUUGGCGUUUGAUCGGUUGGGGUACCAUCCAAAAAGGUACCAUCCUCAGCACCUCUGAUUAA
Heterostelium album PN500 is the source of this 1446-nucleotide messenger RNA. RefSeq names its product eukaryotic translation initiation factor 2 subunit gamma (gene eif2G). Gene Ontology annotation, molecular function: GTPase activity; GTP binding; translation initiation factor activity. The coding region runs from base 1 to 1446 and encodes 481 amino acids. NCBI's taxonomy places the organism in Eukaryota, Evosea, Eumycetozoa, Acytosteliales, Acytosteliaceae. Gene Ontology annotation, cellular component: cytosol; eukaryotic translation initiation factor 2 complex. The transcript has 3 exons. The record is from RefSeq and is a predicted model, not a curated record. Gene Ontology annotation, biological process: formation of translation preinitiation complex; positive regulation of translational fidelity.